Panthera uncia (snow leopard) is the source of this 3339-nucleotide messenger RNA. It is a transcript of the gene LRRTM3, whose product is annotated as leucine rich repeat transmembrane neuronal 3. The transcript has a single exon. Lineage: Eukaryota; Metazoa; Chordata; Mammalia; Carnivora; Felidae. Gene Ontology annotation, cellular component: plasma membrane. Gene Ontology annotation, molecular function: protein binding. The annotation marks the transcript as partial. The record is from RefSeq and is a predicted model, not a curated record.
GAUAACUUUUCUAAGUUGUUUUUAUUUCCAGGUUUCAAUGUAAUUAGGCUACUGAGCGGAUCAGCUGUAGCACUGGUUAUAGCCCCCACUGUCUUACUGACAAUGCUUUCUUCUGCCGAACGAGGAUGCCCUAAGGGCUGUAGGUGUGAAGGCAAAAUGGUAUAUUGUGAAUCUCAGAAAUUACAGGAGAUACCCUCAAGUAUAUCUGCUGGUUGCUUAGGUUUGUCCCUUCGCUAUAACAGCCUUCAAAAACUUAAGUAUAAUCAAUUUAAAGGGCUCAACCAGCUCACCUGGCUGUACCUUGACCAUAACCAUAUCAGCAAUAUUGAUGAGAAUGCUUUUAAUGGAAUACGCAGACUCAAAGAGUUGAUUCUGAGUUCCAACAGAAUCUCCUAUUUUCUCAACAAUACCUUCAGACCUGUGACAAAUUUAAGGAACUUGGAUCUGUCCUAUAAUCAGCUGCAUUCUCUGGGAUCUGAACAGUUUCGGGGCUUGCGGAAGCUGCUGAGUUUACAUUUACGGUCUAACUCCCUGAGAACCAUCCCUGUGCGAAUAUUCCAAGACUGCCGCAAUCUGGAACUUUUGGACCUGGGAUAUAACCGGAUCCGAAGUUUAGCCAGGAAUGUCUUUGCUGGCAUGAUCAGACUCAAAGAACUUCACCUGGAGCACAAUCAAUUUUCUAAGCUCAACCUGGCCCUUUUUCCAAGGUUGGUGAGCCUUCAGAACCUUUACUUGCAGUGGAAUAAAAUCAGUGUCAUAGGACAGACCAUGUCCUGGACCUGGAGCUCGUUACAAAGGCUUGAUUUGUCAGGCAAUGAGAUUGAAGCUUUUAGUGGACCUAGUGUUUUCCAGUGUGUCCCAAAUCUGCAGCGCCUCAACCUGGAUUCCAAUAAGCUCACAUUUAUUGGUCAAGAGAUUUUGGAUUCUUGGAUAUCUCUCAAUGACAUCAGUCUUGCUGGGAAUAUAUGGGAAUGCAGCAGAAAUAUUUGUUCUCUGGUAAAUUGGCUGAAAAGUUUUAAAGGUCUGAGGGAGAAUACAAUUAUCUGUGCCAGUCCCAAAGAGCUGCAAGGAGUAAACGUGAUCGAUGCAGUGAAGAACUACAGCAUCUGUGGCAAAAGUACCACGGAGAGGUUUGAUCUGGCCAGGGCUCUCCCAAAGCCGACAUUUAAGCCUAAACUCCCCAGGCCGAAGCACGAGAGCAAACCCCCUCUGCCCCCCACGGUGGGAGCCACGGAGCCUGGCCCAGAGACUGAUGCUGACACUGAGCACAUCUCUUUCCAUAAAAUCAUCGCAGGGAGCGUGGCCCUUUUCCUGUCCGUGCUCGUCAUCCUGCUCGUUAUCUACGUGUCAUGGAAGCGGUACCCUGCGAGCAUGAAGCAGCUGCAGCAGCGCUCCCUCAUGCGAAGGCACAGGAAAAAGAAAAGACAGUCCCUAAAGCAAAUGACUCCCAGCACCCAGGAAUUUUAUGUAGAUUACAAACCCACCAACACGGAGACCAGCGAGAUGCUGCUGAAUGGGACGGGACCCUGCACCUAUAACAAAUCAGGCUCCAGGGAGUGUGAGGUAUGAACCAUUGUGAUAAAAGCGCUCUUAAAAGCUGGGAAAUAAGUGGUGCUUUAUUGAACUCUGGUGACUAUAAAGGGAACGUGGUGCCCCCUCCCCUUCCCUCUCCCUCCUGCUUUGCUGGCAAGGUCCUUCCUGGUCCAUUUUAGUACAUUCAUAAUACUGGUCAUUUUCCUCUGGUACAAAAUCAACCCACUGAAAUUUAAAUACCACAAUCAAUGCAAAGCUCAAACUCCGGUUUAAUAGAAUGCCUAUUGUAUAAGACUCUUGAUUGAUUGCAUUAAUAUCUCACUUGUUUUAAGAUAAAACUUCUUUCAUAAGUAGUCCCCCACCUCUGCUGUUAUUUGCCUUGGGGUGGGACCAAAUCUACAGUUCUAGAAGGUUUGUAGUUCACUGGUGAAUCAAGGAAAAAGUGAAUGAUCCCAGGUACUUGAAGCUUGAACUGAUUCCAGGAGAAUGCUUGACUACAGGAACAUUUAGAAACAGAGCCUAAAAACACUGUCUGGCUUAAAAAGAAAAUUGAAGGAAACUAUCAAAUGAUGGUGCUGGGUUAAAGAAGCGCCACGGGCAGUUUCCAGAGGUGUUUGAAUUACAGUAAAGCAAGCCUAGGGAAAAGUGUUGAAGGGUUAAAAUGCUGCAAAUAGACAACUGAAAAAUGUGAGGAGAUGGUAAAAAAUACAAAGUUUUAGACUUGAAGCCUUAUCUCUGAAAUCCAUUCUUAUAAAAUCGAAUCAGAGUUUUCACUGUCAAUUUCUCCUAGCCUUUAAUUAGCCUAAAUUUAAAAAGAAAUUUUUUUAAUUAAAUAACGAAGAAGCAAAUUUGAGGAGGCAAAUUUCUCCACUGUUCCUCACCUUAGGGAGUUUUCAGAGAUGAGGCUUGCAAAUGGGAAGGCAGCUUGCUAUUUGCUUGUGGCUGGGAGCUUACCAGAAUUUCUUUCCAGUUCUUUCAAGGACUCUAAUGUAGUGAGUGGAAUCUUUAGCUCUGUCUGUUCUUCUGUCUGGGAUUUGUAAGACAGUCCUGUUGUGUUCCAUUAUGUGUCCUGCACACACUAGUCCCCUAAUGACUGACACUUCAUUCAGAGGCAUAAGAGAGAACACAUUCCAAGACAUGCCUUCCACCGACAGCUUCACUGAAAAGAAUGAUUUUGAUAACGCCUUAAUAAAGGUAUAAAAUCUUAGAGGAAAAAAUACCAACCCUAUGGCAGUUGUCUUUUGCUUUUCUAUUGUUGACAUUACAGUGUCCCUAUGUUCAUCUAUAUUGUGAACUCAUCCAUCAGUAUGAAUCUGUACGGACCCUGCUGGCAAUCUGCAAACUGCAUGCAUGUUUUUAUGUCGUAGGUGAAAGUUUAUUGACUGCAGCACAAAUAUCAUGCCUUCUGUAUUUAAGUAACUUUGACCACAGUUCAUUAAGAUUUUAGAAAAAUGUUUUUGGUCUGUAUUGUAUCCUCUUUCAACCUCCAAAAUGAACAAUCCUAUUAUAGGAGCAAAAAUCAGGAAUUGCAACAUUGAGUCUGUUUCAUUUAAUUUGGCUUGCCAAGCCCCAUAUCUUUAACCACGUCCCUGUUCUUCCAAAACACAAUCACUGCAGCAAAAAAGAAAAAGUGGAUGGCUAUUUUUUAACCAGCUUUUUUAUAUAGUUUGAAGUCUUUUCAUAUGCUGAGAGGAAAAAUCUAGGCAAGUCACCAUGAAAUAUAAUUGCAAGGAAGCCAGAUUAUAAAAAAUCAUACUUUUAUAAGCAAUAAAGGAAAGGGGACAUUUAAAGUGGAUUUCUCAAAGU